UUAACAGAACGCCGAGUGCAGAGGGAGGAAGAACGCCGUCACGCAAGCUGUUUCCUCUGGUGGCGCGACUGCAAGCUGUCGGGCCAGAUUUAGUUCAGCGUUGGUGUGUGAAUGUGUCUACCCUGGAGGUGUAUGAGUAUGUCUACUCUGAAGGUGUAUGAGCGUGGUGUCUUUCAGUAACAACAAAAUGUUUGGAUAAACCUACCAUAAUUACUGAAGCCCUCCAAACUUUCUUCACAAAAGGUUAAUAAAACUACGGAUAAAUGAUUCGAUACAAUCUGCAGUAGAGGAUGGUGCGAGCAGAGGUGAGUGUGUGGCGGCGCGGUGCGUGGACCUGUGUUGCUGCCUCCCUGCUGCUGCUCACCUAUACUAACACAUUCAAGCCUCUCUUACACACACCACCUCGGGAGACACACAACCUCAGUUUCCUUGAGUCACAUCUGCCGUGGUGGGACGGUGGACACUGCAGAUGUGAUGGGCAGGUGUGUGUCGCUGAGGCCACCACAGAAGUGUCCAUUAAGGGUGCGGGUGGCACGUGUGGGCGACGGUCGUGGGCGGCGGGUGACAAGCAGCGGGUGGUGUCCCUCUCCCUAUACGGUGACAACCCAGACUACUGGCUGGGACUCAAGGAGAUUCUGCAUCAGGUGGGCGUCAUGUACCCCGGGUGGAUGGUGCGCCUCUACACCGUGCCUCACGCCCACGCCACCCACCUCUGCCCACUCCUGAAUCUCUACACCAACUUCUAUGUUUGCGACAUCACGAACCUUCCGCCACCACUGGGCAACAUAUCACAUGUUCAUCCCAUGAUGUGGCGCAUCGCACCCCUGGGAGACCCACAAGUGACGGCGCUCAUGGUCAGGGACUCAGACUCACAGGUGAGUGAACGAGAGCGGGCGGCCGUGAAGGCGUGGCUGGAGUCAGGUAAACAUUUCCAUGUAAUGAGGGACCAUCCAAGUCACGAUGUACACAUUCUGGGAGGCAUGUGGGGUGCUCGCUGGGACCAACGUCUUCAAUACCAACGUGAGAACGCCCUCUUGCUCUCCUCUAUCAGGAAUGAGAUGCUCGAGGAUGCUCAAGGAAUGACCAAGUACGGGGAAGAUCAGCAAAUCUUAACUAAGAGGUUGUGGCCACUGAUGGUGGGUCGGGUGUUGGCCCAUGAUAGUUACUGCUGCCUGCUUUUCCGAGGGACGACACCCUGGCCAACACAGAGGAUAGAUGGCUACUUCGUGGGAUCCCCCAGUUUUCGGAAGGAAUAUAAAAAUCAGACGGUGCCCAAACCAUGUCCAGUGAGAUGUCGUCCCAAACAACACAGGGAUUGGAUUUACUGUUGAGUGUCUAGCAGUCUACACACGCUGUCUAUAUCCAUAUCCAUUAUUAUUAUUAUUAUAAAAAAGAAGUGCUAAACCUACAAGGGUCAUACAGCGCAGUAAACCCAUAUCCAGACCUCAAAUUUAUAAUCACCAAAUAAACUUUUUUUUUUAUCAACUUUAACUUUUUUUUUUCUCAUGGUGGCUCUAUGUAUAGGCAAUGUUUUCAAAUGGUGAUGUGGUCCUCCAACAACUCCGUAAUGGUGAACCUGUAUAUGGAUAGCUCCCGGAUUUAACGUCGAGGAUCUCCAACAACAGCUCACUACAGUUGAGCUUUCAAUCAAAUUUGUACUAGAGGAACAUAACGGCAACCUUUCUUCCCCUGGUGUCCGUUUAUAUAAAUACGAUGAUAAACUGUCAUUCACAGUGCAUCGGAAACCUAUCAACAAGGAUGAUGUGAUACACUUUCUUUGAUUACAAAUCGAAACAAGGAGAGGCCACUUGGUUUUUCCUUAAGACUUGCAGGACCUACAGUCCUAAAAUACCUUGAGGAAGAGUGUCAUGUCACCCACCACGUCAUUCUAAAUUGAAAUUUCCAUCAUACUUUGUCAGCGACUGUUGGUGACGUACACGGUGGAUCCUGAACCCCCUAAGACUGACGUGUCCUAGGUCAGUUUUUAGUUCUGCCAAACAGCAAAAUGGCGAGCAAUAUCUCUCACGACUUUUCUAAUUGUGGCCGGAGAGUGAUGAGCAUCGUCAGCACCAUAAUCAAGGAUCUCAUCAGUAACAAACCUAAAAUCCUUAUCGAUACCAAGGCCAGGAAGCUGCAGUAUCAGUCGUCAGCUAUUACCAAAAAUACAAAUGUAAAUAACCAGCUUGUUUAUUUCCUUUCCAUUUAAUAAAAUUCU
Molecule: messenger RNA, 2215 nt
Organism: Cherax quadricarinatus
Lineage: Eukaryota; Metazoa; Arthropoda; Malacostraca; Decapoda; Parastacidae
Source: RefSeq, a predicted model, not a curated record